AAUGUAUAAUAGUGCUGACGAAGAUAUAGACAGUACGUUUCAUACGAAUAUCGUUGUUUAUCCAAGUGGACUAUGUCAAUGGGUUCCUCCUGGAUUAUUUCUCUCAACUUGUAAAAUUGAUAUAAAGUGGUUCCCUUUUGAUGAUCAAAAGUGCACAAUGAAAUUUGGCUCAUGGACCUACGAUAGCAGUGGAAUAAAUCUCCUGCUUCUUAGGGAAACCGGAGAUACAGCCGAUUUUAUUCCAAACGGCGAAUGGGAAUUGAUCGUACUGUCAUUAGUAAUGUUUGCUAUGCCUUCCGAAGCCGGCGAAAAGAUAACGUGUGGGGUUACCGUUCUUUUAUCCUUGACCGUUUUCCUGCUACUCGUCGCCGAAACAAUGCCACCGACCAGCGACGCCGUCCCUUUAAUAGGGCUCUAUUUUGCUUGCAUAAUGCUUAUGUGCAGUAUGUCGGUAGUUUUUACAGUUCUUGUAUUAAACUACCAUCAUCGAUCCCCGAAUACUCAUCAAAUGCCAAAUUGGGUAAAAACUGGCAUUUGUGAAUGGCUUGCUUGGUUCCUAAGAAUAAAACGUCCUGGAAGAGAAAUGAAACGUCGAAAAUUACUUCAAAAUGCUAAAAUGAGAGAUUUGGAAUUAAAGGAACGUUCUUCCCGAUCUCUUCUAGCCAACGUCCUCGAUUUAGAUGAUGACUUCCGAUUCGUACGUCCCAAUCAGACUCGAACUUAUGAAACGUUAAUUAGUAGUAACGGAGGUUGUAAUGCCGCUUUUAGGACAGCUUUACCCAAGAACGAAUUGGCUGAAAUUUUGAAGGAAUUGAAGACUUUAACUAGUAAAAUAAAAAAGGAUGAAGAAUUUGAAGAGGAAGAAAAUGAUUGGAAAUUUGCUGCUAUGGUGAUUGAUAGAUUGUGUUUGUGGAUGUUUACUUUGUUUACUAUUGGUUCUACAGAACGAAAGAAAAGAUUAAAGGAAUUUGCUGUUGAGAAUAUAUCGGACGAUUGCAUCGUCCGAUAUCCAGGUAGCAUUAACGGAGAACAAUUCAUUUUAAAAAAUAUUAAGAAUUGUAACGUCUACAUUUUGGAUCAUAUUUCACAUUUAUCACUGGAAGAAUGCGAUUCCUGCAGAUUAUUUGUGGGUGCCGUUAAAUAUAGUGUACUCUGCCGAAACUGCCAAAAUAUUAAAUUAAUGGUUGCCUGUCAGCAGUUUAAAGCAAAAAAUUGCAGGGAACUAGAACUUUUACUUUGUUCAACAACGCCACCUGUUAUCGAAUCAUCUCCAGCAACAAAAUUUGGAUGUUUGCAAGCUUAUUACCCUAACUUGGAAGAUCAUAUGAGAGAAGCUAAUAUAAAUGUAUAUAAUAAUAACUGGGAUAGAGUAAAUGAAGAUAGUGGGGAUCUUAGUUACUCUUUGAUGUAUUCAGACGAUAUGAAGGAUUGUAGUCGAUACGUUCCUUUGCCGCCUGAAGAGGUCUUAUCCAAAGUGGAGCCUCAUUGCCUACUAGUUUUAACAAGAGAAUUUAUUAUGCAAUCGUCCGACACCAAAAAAAUGUUCUCUUCAAGUCACUAUGACAUGGCUGCCAGUCAAGGACCUGUAAUUGGAUUAGAAUAUAAUGGUAAAGAUUCUAUAAAACAUUGCCAGGAAAUUCUAAUAGACGUUAGUCGCGGUUCUACGGGUUUAGUUUACUUUAGUACGAAUCCAAAAACAGCUGCCUACCAAAUCGAACUCUUUUAUAGCUUCGCUAAUAUGCAGAUUUAA
Dimorphilus gyrociliatus is the source of this 1750-nucleotide messenger RNA. NCBI's taxonomy places the organism in Eukaryota, Metazoa, Annelida, Polychaeta, Dinophilidae. The record is from the annotation of a GenBank genome assembly.